Rhinocladiella mackenziei CBS 650.93 is the source of this 342-nucleotide messenger RNA. RefSeq lists its product as uncharacterized. Lineage: Eukaryota; Fungi; Ascomycota; Eurotiomycetes; Chaetothyriales; Herpotrichiellaceae. Bases 1 to 342 code for a protein of 113 amino acids. The record is from RefSeq and is a predicted model, not a curated record. The transcript has 2 exons.
AUGCAAAUCCUGGGAGGCUAUGUCAUCCGGAGGGAAGCUGCUGAGUCUAUUGAAGUUGUUGCAACUCAACCUCGGCUUCAACAAGCUAUGUGCCAUGGGGACGCAGGUAUCUAUCAGGCGGUCAUCCAUCAACGCGUCCCAUGCGACGUACAAGCUGCCUUCCUUGGCCAACCUUCGCCCAGAGUUCUGUUUGAAGCAGUCACACAUGUGAGUCGCUAUGCUCACCCGCGAACGCCGACAGGGUUUACUUCGGAUAAAGUGAACGCUCUCAAGGCGGACCCGGUGAUUGACCAAAAGCUACCCGACAGCAGUUCUUUGACACCAUUGGCACAAUUGAGAUAA